This is a messenger RNA of Rubroshorea leprosula, 1750 nucleotides long. Lineage: Eukaryota; Viridiplantae; Streptophyta; Magnoliopsida; Malvales; Dipterocarpaceae. The record is from the annotation of a GenBank genome assembly.
AAUCCCAACCUCCUUUGCUCUCCGGAGGCCCACCCUCUAGCCAUGACCAAACUCAAAUCUUAUUCUUUGGCCGGUGGUCUGAUUCAUAGGCAGGUAAUUUUCCUUGGUGUUUUCCUUCUGUCUGGAGAUGUCAAUUUGUGUCUUAAGGGGGGAAAACUGUAAUUUUCCCUGAGUGGAAUAAAUUAAUGUGUUUUGCCUUUACUACUUAAAAGUUUUUGAUAUUUUUUUGCUGCAUAUGCCAAGGUUGAGAUAAGAUGUUUCUAGCAUUAACAUAUGUAAGUUCUCAUUUGUAAACUUUCAUUUAAAUUAUGAGGUGUAUGCACUGUAUUCAUGGCUAAUCAGUGUAAGUCAUACCACAUUGAGUAGAGAUCAUUCAAUGUAAUCUUAUUUUGCUGAGAUAAAUUACAAUUAUUAUAUUUGUUGUUCUUUCUGUCAACUCAUCAAUGGAUAUUUUUCUCACAAAAUGGUAUAUCUUGUGAGCAUCCUCAAAUUGAGUCUAUGGAGCUAAGAGAGAGACGACACAAGAUUACAUCCUCAGGAAAGGUUUCUGUUGUGAUGGUUGAAAUAAUUACUUGUUUUGAUAGCUCUGAUAUUCAGGUACUUAUUUUGCAGUCAAAGGCUAAGAGUUAUUCUUGAAUUGAAACAUGCAAAAUGUCUUUACCUGUUAUUGCCAUUGAUAUUGCAUUGUCUUAUGAAUUAUUUCUUGUAUCAUGUAUUAGACCCAGUUUCUUGCUUUUUCUUUCUCAUUUUGCUCUGUGCACUCACCAAAACUUUGUAUUACUCUGGGCCUCGAUUAACUAAGAGAGAUUUUUUUAUUGUUAUCAGAUUCAGUUAAUUAAAAUGUAAUGGAAAUUGGGAAAGUAGUUAUUGCAAGUCUUAUGUGUUUCUGUUAUAUUCAGGCAUCCAAAGUGAUUGUGAUACUGUGUUGCUGUCUAUUUAUCCUAGAUGCUAUUGCUUUUUAAAUUUUAUUUUCCAUUUAGCCUUUAUGGGAUUAACACUCUUCUUUUAGCUGUCUUAAUUCUUUUUUUUUUUUCUUUUUGAAAGCUUCUUGAAUGUUUUAUUGAUUUCAUCACAGUUUCUCCUUUGACCUUUUUGGCGGAUCACUGCAGAAAUGGGGAAAACUCACCUUGUCACAGAGUGGUACAUUGUCUACCAUAACCAAUUCACUUGGCUAUAUAUUGCUGCUCUUAGACACUUGGGCACUUGUUGAUGCUACUGUAAAAGGAUAUGAAGAAGAAGAUGAAUCUGCAGCAUUAUUUGAUUGGAAAUUUGCAUUGAUGGGUUCUGGUUGUGGACUGCUGUUGGGACUAUGUCUUGGAUACAUUGUGUUCACAACAGGAAAACCAUUGUGGCCAGUGUAAAAGGUUGAGGUAUGUCGACAGAAGUUUGUGGGAUGGUACGGUUUCAGAAAUAAAAAGAGAAAAAACCAGCAACCUGAUCGAUGCUCUUAGCUCCACAGCGAUGCUCGAAAUUAGCUGCAGGCAGCUGCACUUCUUUUCUUCCACUUAUAAGAUCUAGCCAAAAAAAAAAAAAAUUGCAAGCAUGAGCAAACAGAGCAUUGUUUGUUGUUCGUGAGUUCGUUCUGCAUUUUCAUAAGUUUCUUUCCUGAAAUCCUAUGGUUGUUUUUUCUUUUCCCUAAUUUUUCUUGUUCAAUGUUGAAAGAGCAACAUCCUGAAUGGGGAUCAUUGUUGUAUUAUAUUAAUAUGAAUUUAAGACUAUUGGUUUCUUUUAAUAAAUGAAAUCUAUUUAU